CAGAUGUGGCCGGGGUGGGCUAUGGGGAGCAAUCUCUCUCAGGUAAAAAUAAAUUAUUAAGAUUAGGACCAAAAUGAUGCAAAUCCUUCAUUCACAAACAGAUCAUGAACUGGGAGCUGUGUGGAAAGACAACUGGAUUGGGAAUCAGGGUCCUGCCCUGGGUUUCUUCCAGAUUACCCUACCGAUCAGCCAUCUGGUCUCGGGUGGUCACAAAACAUCACCAGGACCAAGAAGGGGAGAGAAACUUAGAGUCUACCUCUCUUGGUGGGCAAGUUCUGCAAGAAUGUAUAGGACUGGAAUAUUAAUGUGGCCAUUUUUGGAAAAGACAAUCUCCUCCAAGAAAUUCUGUCCUUUUGGAUGUUACCUGCACUGCAUAUCUGCAGAGAAAACAUGGAAAAUUAGCCAGAUUGUCUCAGUUGCCCAGUUGAAUCACAAGAUUGGAGACCUGGGAUCGCUAAUUGUUCAACUCAGGCUUGUCCACUGCUCUGUGUGCUUAAUGCGACUUAAGACCAUGGCAAAAAGAUCUUGGAAAUCAUUUCCAUCCAUUAGUAUACGCUCUCUUUCCAUUUCUGUCAACCCUGAGAACUGUACAAUGGAGGAGGUGGAACUGAUAAAAACCACAGCAACAAAAGCAAGGCCUUGUUUGGGGCCAUCUUCUCCAGUUAGGACAAUAUCUAAUUCCAGAGGCAUCUGCUACAUCUUAGAAUGAAAAUGAUUUUCCUUCAAAAUCAAGACAAAAGACCAUGGAACACAGAAGCCUGAACUCCUAGAUAUAACAACUUGCUCGUGUUUUUACCAACUAAAUGAUGAAAGGUCCCCCAACAGGGGUGCCUAAGUGGCUCAGUUGGUUAAGCAUCCCACUCUUGAUUUCAGCUCAGGUCUUGAUCUCAGGGUUUUAAGUUCAAGCCCUGUGUUGAGGUCCAACUAGGUGUGGCACCUACUAACUAACUAACUAACCAGGUCCCCAAAAGCUUCCAGCAGUCGAUGAAGUUGAGAAAGAUGAACUAGCAUUGCAAUUACAAUAUUAAGUUCCACUUUUGCCUUCCUCAUAAUUGACUUUUAAGCUUUUUAAAGAAUGCGGAUUUCUACUGUGGUUUGCCAUAAUUUUUUUCCCUCAUUUUUACCGUGCUAGAACUUUGUCAGGACUCAUAGAUGAAUGAAUCAAUAAGACAGCAUAUGGUAAAUCCAUGUCUGCCGUUAACUACAAAUUUUCAAGGGGCCAGGCACCAUCCUUUUGCAUCCUUUGCAUCCUUUGUCCAUCUUUUCCCUCAUCUCCCUGUUCUUAGAAUAGCAGAACAUGCUUGGGAUUUACAAUUGGAAGGCCAAGAUGUUAUGCCCAGAUUGGAUAUUUAUUGCUUCUGUAUGCCUGAACAGUUGCUCCCUGAGUCCCACCUUCUUCACAUCUUAACUAGGGAUAAUCAGAAAACCCACUUGAUAUCAUUCUAGUCUUCUCUUUGUUCAUGCUUCUCCAGUCACACUAUGUUGAAUUUCUACAACAUGCCAAACUCCCUUUCAGGGAUUCUGUACUUGCUUUUCCUCUGCCUAACACACCUUUACUGCUACACACCAAAUAGGUGGCUUCUCAUUUUAGGUUUCAGCUUAAAUGUUACUUUAGUUAAAUCCUAUGGCAUCUUUCCUUGACUGUUCUAUGUAAAGUAGAUCACCUCACAAAAUUCACCAUUCCUGCACACUGUUUCCUUUAAAAAACGUAUAAUAUUCUGUACUUGUCUUAAUUAUGUGUGUAUAAAAUUUGUCUGUACAUCCACCUAUAAUGAUACCUUUUAAAAUGCUAGUUCAAAGGUUUCACACAAGUUGUGGCUCAGUUAAGCAUCCGACUCUUGGUUUCAGCUCAGAUCAUGAUCUCAGGGUCCUGGGAUCAAGCUCCAGGUCUGGCUCCAUGCUCAGCACACAGUGUGCUUGAGACUCUCAUUCUUUCUCUCUCUCUGCCCCUCCCCUAGCUCACACUUUCUCUCUCUCUCUAAAGUAAAUAAAUAAAAAUCUUUAAAAUGCUAGUUCAAGGUUUCACACAAAACACACUCUUAAUAAACAUUUGUUAAACAAACAUGUGAAUCUACUUCACGGACUUUGAGUGUAUUAAAGAUGCAAUAUAUGUGGGCAACAUUUUAAAUUAUUUUACCUGUACCAAUUUCUAGAUGCAAAUAAUAUUUCAUAAUGUUCAAAACUGUUCCUUAUCAGAUCAAUGAUUUGAUGCUACACCAAAAAUAGCAGUGUAUCUCUGAACUUUAUGGAUUUUUAGCGUAUGACAAAGUUUUAAAUGCUCACAUCCAUAAUUCUUGCAAUAUUUUCUUAAAGUGUGUCGGCUAUUUUAUCCUAAGUAAAUGGAUUAUGUGCAAAAUUUGAGUUGUGAAAGAAUAACACAUUGUGAGAGCUCUAAAUGUGUAAAUGAUUACAUGCAAAGUGAAGAAUUGCUUUCCCUUUUGCCUACCAGCCAAACUACUCAAAUUCCUUUGAUGUAGGAGUUAAGGGAGAAAGGAAAUAAAUAUAACCCUGAAAUGCCAGUCACAGAAGUGCCCAUCAGCUCUGAGUCCUGCCUUAAUUGAGCAUUGGAUAUGCAUGAGAAUGAGCUACUUGCCAAUGUCACAUGAUUUAUAUCCAUAAUCAGAAAAGUAUGAGGCUUAAAGUUCAGGUGCAGAUUGACAUUCUCUAGCCUGCAUGAAGCAGAUCAUGACCUUUCAAAGCCAUAAGCAAUCACUUAAUGUCCAUUUCUUCUCAGCCACCUGGAACAUCAAAUCAAGAAGCAUCUUUGGAAAGCUAAGAUUUUGAAUUGCAAAGUGAGACCCAAAUCAUCCAGCUAUUAAGCCUAAAGCUGGGCAAGGAGAAAUUAAUCAAGCAGUGAGUUUUUGAAAGAGAAAUGUGGCUUCCAUCUUUUAUACAUAAGGAGACGCAAACAUAUUGAAAACUUUUUCCAGAAACAACAUCUUUUGUGACUAGGAUCCUUUGAACAGUUUAAUGAUAAUGAGGUCUAGAGUCAACAUUAGAAACACAUGGAAUGGGUAUGUUGGUCCUUGGACACAUGAUGUUUCUAGGAUCAGUCACGAGUCCAUAUGCAUGUAACAAUGUGAAGGCUCUCAGAGUCAUGGGAUCUGCCUCUAGUCCUUUAUUUAAUAGUUUUCUCAAACU
Nyctereutes procyonoides (raccoon dog) is the source of this 3141-nucleotide messenger RNA. RefSeq lists its product as uncharacterized. The transcript is spliced from 4 exons. Lineage: Eukaryota; Metazoa; Chordata; Mammalia; Carnivora; Canidae. The record is from RefSeq and is a predicted model, not a curated record. The coding region runs from base 74 to 709 and encodes 211 amino acids.